Molecule: messenger RNA, 480 nt
Organism: Dentiscutata erythropus
Lineage: Eukaryota; Fungi; Glomeromycota; Glomeromycetes; Diversisporales; Gigasporaceae
Source: the annotation of a GenBank genome assembly
AUGCUCUUAAAAGUAGCCACAGUUGAAUCACAGGCAUCUAACAUUGUGAAGGCAACAUGUGCAUCUGCAGGAAAUCCAAAUCAUACCUUUAUACUUCGACAGGAUUGUCAGCCGUACGAAAAUUGUAUUGACCAUGUGGACCAACAAAAUGUCUCACGUGCAACGUGUACUGAUUCUAACAACAUCAGAAAAUGGGAUAAUAAGGAUUCUGAUUCACUUACCUGUUCAGAAAAUGAGGCAUUCGACACUGAUGGCGGAAAAGAUUUAAUACUUGGUGUAACAACAUAUGCAAUGACUAAUAAUCCAAUGCGAGUGUAUAUUUUAGAAGCAUUUAUGUCUGGUAAUUCACUUGGUCGACUCUUUAAUCGACACAAUUAUACUAAAAUAAUCAAGAAUUAUGAUGGCAAUUCAACAAUCAAAUACUGUUUUACGGCGGGCACCACACAGAAAAUAAUAGCUCUUGCUGCUGCCUUUGGUUAA